Molecule: messenger RNA, 3881 nt
Organism: Seriola aureovittata
Lineage: Eukaryota; Metazoa; Chordata; Actinopteri; Carangiformes; Carangidae
Gene: fhdc3
Product: FH2 domain containing 3
Exons: 12
Coding region: 147-2570 (807 amino acids)
Source: RefSeq, a predicted model, not a curated record
GAGACACUGACUGAGGCAGUCUGCAGAAGCACGAGGCGAGAGAUCGGAGUGAGGAUUUAUUUGACAGCUGUAUUUUAAAAGCACGAUCUGAGUGGCCAGCAGUGGGAUACUUUCAUCCAAUCAUCUUUGGGAUUUGACAGAUACAGAUGGAGGGAGUGCUGAUUUUAAAAUCUGCAUCUCUUCCCAACUGUUCCUCUCAAGACUCGUCUCCCCCUUCGCCACUGGAUGCUCAGGAAGAUUCAGAUCUCCAAGCAUCUUCUGCUGUGACUCCCUCCAUAUGUGUUGUCGCUGCACCACCUCCGCCACCACCACCACCUCCUCCUCCUCCGCCUCCUCCGCCUCCCCCUCCUCCUCCUCUCACUACCACUUCUUUUGGCUCUCGUGAUGUCCAGAGACGAUCCAUGAAAAAGCUGAACUGGGACACCAUCCCCAGCCAGCGCGUCCUGGGCAAGUUGAACGUUUGGACGUCUAAGCGGCCUCAGAGGGACCUGGUGCUGGACAUUCGCAGCAUGGAGGAGCUGUUCAGUCAUGUGGACAAACGGGCAUCGAUACGCAAUUCAAGGGUCAUGGGUCUGAACAAGUUUGACGGCAUGGACCUCCUCCCACAGGAGCCUCAGGUCACAAUCCUUGACUCUAAAAAGAGUAUGAAUAUCGGGAUCUUCCUGAGACAGUUCAAGAGGCCGGUGACAGAACUGGUACAGGACAUUCGUCAGGGGAACUGGCUCAGAUUUGGAACAGGCAAACUGAAAGAGCUUUGUAAACUGCUACCAGAAGAAAGUGAGAUGAAGCAUCUGCUGUCGUUCAGUGGGAACCUGUCUGUGUUACCUGAGGCUGACCAGUUCAUGGUGCAGCUGGUCAAAUUGCCGGGCUACGAGGAACGCCUGAAAACGAUGGUGCUGAGGGAGGAAUUCUUUCCUCUUAUGGAGGAAGUGAAGAACUCUGUUGGUGUCAUGACCAAAGCAGCUAAUGAGCUGUUGGACUGUGAUGAACUCCACUCAGUCAUUCGGCUGGUGUUGAAAGCUGGGAAUUACAUGAACGCUGGUGGCUACAGUGCCAAUGCCAUCGGCUUCAGGAUGACGUCUCUGCUCAAGUUGGCAGACACCAAGGCCAACAAGCCUGGCAUGAACCUCAUGCACUAUGUUGCCAAGCAAGCAGAGGACAUUGAUUCUGAGUUGCUGACUUUUCCCAGCCAGCUUGAAAACAUCGGGAUGGCAGCAAGAAUUUGUAAAGAGGAGGUAAUCGCAGACUUUGAGAGAGAGGUGAAGAAGAUCAAGGAAGUGAAAUUGUACAGCAGCACACAGCCUGGCUUCUUGCAACAGAUGGAGACGUUCCUCAUGAGGGCUGAUGCCAAGCUGGCCGACGUGGAAUCCUCUCUCCAGGAGCUGAAUGGCCUGAGCAAUGCUGUUGCUGAGUACUUCUGUGAAGACCCGGCGACCUUCAAAAUGGAGGAGUGCUGCUCUAUCUUUCAUUCUUUUUGCAAGCGGUUUGAUACAGCUGUAAAGGAGAACCAAGAGCGAGAGGCUGCAGAGCAGAGGCGCAAGCGGAAGGAGAGCAUCCGUAUUACAGGAAAACGACGCUCCACAAUGUCUGGCCCGGUACCUGAGCCUGGUCGGGACUCGGCCAGCUUGGAGUCGGCCUUACACAGCUUUCUGACCAACGUUCCAGAGGGAUUAGUCAGAUGUAGGAGGAACCUGCUGCCCCCAGUCGAAGGAUCCCCCAACGGCCGCAGUCCUCGCAGUCCUGGUCAGUCAGCAGAAAAAACGGAGACUACGUCCUCUACUAAACAGAGGAGGCCUGAGAAGAAACAACCCAAACUGCAGAAAGAGCAAGUAGCAGCACCGGAAAACAAGGAGGAAGCUGAGAAGAUGCGUGUGAUAACUCGGAAGGUGCUACGCUACCAAAACAGCAAAAGUAGCCUUGAUGGGGACAGAGUCUCAGGCACUCCGCGGCGCUCGGGGAGACCGCAAGACUCUCUGGCUACUCCAAGUACCCCGCGGCCUAGGACCAGAGACUUCUUCUUUGCCAACAAUGGGGACGUGGGCUCCCCGUGGACUAUCCUGAGCCCUUUUACUUGUUCUCAAAGAAACAUCCCUAAGCGAAACAGACAAGCACACCAACAGAGACUGUCCUCGACUUCUGGUGGAGAUGACCUGGAUGAUGGAGUGUGGGAGAGUGAUGAAGGCAAUUGUCUUCCCAAUCGGGACAGUCUAACAUCUCCAUCCGUGGGUACUGCGUCUCUUCCCGAGUGCCCCCACCAGAGGGCUGUGUCGCAGGCUCCCAUCCUCAGGUCUAUCUCCAUGGAUGAAACAAGGCGAUCUCCAGCAUCUGGUUUCCGUCUGGGGGACAUGUUCCAGAGAAGCAUGUCUCAAAGGUCAUACUCGUCCGGCUCAAGGACAGAAAAUACAAGAGAAGAAGUUGCAGGAGUCUUUCCAUUGAAUCGCUCUAAGGCGAGGAAUCGUGUGGAAGGGCAAGUGAGCAGCUCUGGGCUUAUAUCCUUCUUCAGACGCAUUGGAGGCAGAAGUAAGCCUGGUGAUGUGGAAGAACAAAACUUCAAAGGAUCUAACACUUGAUUAAAAUUUUAUUCAGAGACAGAAACCAAGCUUUGUCAUGUUUUUGUGCUUUAGAUUGUUAAAAUUUGUUUGUCCCCCCCCCCCUACCCUGUCAUGGUUUUACCCUUCAGUGGAACCAAGGCAACUGAGGACUUGCUUUGAACUGAGGACUUUGAUUUUUGGAAGUCAAACCACGUUCAAAAAUCGUAACAUCUUUUCUUUCUUUUUUUGUCUUUUUGUGCGCAAUAAAGGGUGACGUUCUACCUUUUUACUUUAGUUGUAUAUGGAAUAUGCACUUACCAUACCAUUACAUUUAAGUGUUAUGUACAGCGUUUCUGGUUGAAAUGUCUCCCCAUCCACCCAUGUCAUUGAAAUCCUUGAAAGUCUUAGUGGUGCUGAUGUCUCCUUAGUGACGCCUGCUCAGUUUCCAGUACUUACCUUUCACUUCAUCUAUUAUUUCUUCUCUCGGUCAGUCUGGCUGGAAGGCGGCAGUUCAAGUAGCAGAGAAGUUGGGCUCUUAACUUUUUGGGCUCAGAAAGACAAAUUCAUCCAGAUUUGUAGACCAUAGGUACAGUACAUUCAUUUAAAUUUCAAACUUGUUGCAAAUUCUCUGACAAGAAAAUUACAUUUGAAUGGGACACAUUGUUGUUGAUGAACCCACACUGGGUAUUUCCAGCCCCCUCACCCCUUGGCUUUCAAAUGAUCUGUCCACCACCACUGUGCCACCCUGGUGUCUCUGCUCAGCAGUAAGUGAGAUUUUGGACAGAAAGAGACAUUCAGUUGAGUCACUUGGGCAACAGGGUUUUAUUUACACCCAUUUCAUUUGAGCCCUCGGUGUAAUAAUACUCUCUGGAACAAUCUGGUCAAUACAGGCUCCUUUCUGACUGUUCUGUUGUCCUCCCCACAUCCAUCCCUCCCACUGGCGCUAGCUCAAUGGGGACAUUUGCAGUCGCCUGGCAUUUCAAAUCAGGGGGCAUGAUGAAUAGAAUGAAUGGGGGGAAUUUGGGAAAUAUAUGGGCAGUUUUUUUGUUUUUUUUAAAGAAAGUGGGCUACUAUGUGACAAUGAAAAUGAAGUCUUUAGCUAUAAAUAUGCAAAUUCUCCUUUGUGGUUGGUCAAAGCAGAGGCCUUGCACACAACAGUCUGGUACUUAAAGCGCUACAUCAGCGGUCACUGAGCUGUUUGAUGUCAAAUGAGAGCUGUUGAGGACCAUCUCAUGUGAGUCGUCUCCUGAGGACAUGAGGUGACCUGCUGUCCUCACCAAGUUGCACUCUCACCAGGGCUAUCCCUCAUCAACUGGGUGCUCAGAGUGCGUGUGUUUGUGUGUUCGUGUG